Messenger RNA from Oncorhynchus nerka (sockeye salmon), 5235 nucleotides. Its product is annotated as peroxisomal membrane protein PMP34-like. Gene Ontology annotation, biological process: regulation of transcription by RNA polymerase II; transport. The record is from RefSeq and is a predicted model, not a curated record. Gene Ontology annotation, molecular function: ADP transmembrane transporter activity; RNA polymerase II cis-regulatory region sequence-specific DNA binding; NAD transmembrane transporter activity. The transcript has 8 exons. Lineage: Eukaryota; Metazoa; Chordata; Actinopteri; Salmoniformes; Salmonidae. Gene Ontology annotation, cellular component: peroxisomal membrane; nucleoplasm. Bases 2264 to 2872 code for a protein of 202 amino acids.
AAAUCCCCCAACUUAUUGUGGGAAGCUUGUGGAAGGCUACCUGAAAUAUUUGACCCACGUUAAACAAUUUAAUGGCAAUGCUACCAAGUACUAAUUGAGUGUAUGUAAACUUCUGAUGCACUGUGAAUGUGAUGAAAGAAAUUAAAGCUGAAAUAAGUCAUUCUCUCUACUAUUAUUCUGACAUUUCACAUUCUUAAAAUAAAGUGGUGAUCCUAACUGACCUAAGAGAGGGAAAUUUUACUAGGAUUAAAUGUCCGGAAUUGUGAAACUGAGUUUAAAUGUAUUUGGUAAGGUGUAUGUAAACUUCUGACUUCAACUGUAUAUGCAUUUGGUACCAUUUGAAAGGAAACAUUUUGAAAUUUAUGGAAAUGUGAAAGGAAUGUAGGAGAAUAUAACACAACAGAUCUAGUAAAAGAUGAUACAAAGAAAAAAAACAAUUGUUUGUACAAUCUUUGAAAUGCAAGAGAAAGGCCAUAAUGUAUUAUUCCAGCCCAGGUGCAAUUUAGAUGUUGGCCACUAGAUGGCAGCAAAGUUUAGACUGAUCCAAUGCAUUUCUGUUUUUGUUUUUUUAUCAAGACUGCCCAAAUGUACCUCAUUUAUUGAUGAAUAACUUUUUCAUGUUCAAAAUUGUGCUUUCUCCGCAUUAUUUCACUGUAGUAGCUACUAUAAAUUGUACAGUGCAGUUAGAUUAACAACAAUUUAAGCUUUCUGCCAAUAUCAGAUAUGUCUAUGUCCUGGGAAAUGUUCUUGUUACUUACAACCUAUUUCUAAUCGCAUUAGCCUACGUUAGCUCAACCGUCCCGUAGAAGGGACACUGAUCCUGAAGAAGUUUUAAUGGAAUGGGAUCAAAUAAAUCAAACACAUGGUUUCAUGUGUUUGAUGCCAUUCCAUUUGCUCCAUUACAAAUAUUAUUUUGAGCAGUCCUCCCCUCAGCAGCCUAGUCCACAUUUUUGUUAUAUAACUAAACCAUUAUGUCUGUGGUACUGUAUCUGGACAAGCCUGAGAUGCGUUUUGUUCGCUUGAGCGUUUGCUAUGUUGCGGAACGGUUUGUACUGAAUGACACGUUUACCCAAAACGUUCUUGAACCGACUGAGGUACGUUUGCUCCGGUUUGGUGGGUGUGGCUUGAAGUAAUGAGUGUAUUUAAAGGGCAGUGGUACUGUUGACCGCGUUCCCCAACCAAAUACAGUACAGUAUGACAACCCGUCCCCGUUCUUCAACUGGUCAUUCAGUACAGCAACGGUUCCGUUCAAUUGAGUGUUCCAGAAAGUAAAUGCCUACUGAAGGCAGCCCUGCCGUUUCAUUUGUUUGAGUGACAACUGGAAAAGCCAAUAAAAUGAACACGCGGCAUCUCCUAUUGUCCAAUCACCUUAUUGGGAAAGGGAAUAUAUGUACCAUUGGCUAUACGAACGACCUGGAUGUAAAAUUAGUACGAAGUGCAUUCGGGGGGAAAUGGUUUUAAUGUCUAUGAGAAAAACCCAUAAGAGCAUUCAGCCGUGUUGAUAUUCUCUGGAAGGAACUGAUUUUUUUUUUGUUGAUUUGCUGAAGUUUUCUCGUAUGAAAGAUUGGUGCAUGCAAUGGCAGGAGCAGUGGUAAGUUAACUUUGUUUAUGUGCGUUGCCUUUUUUUUAUAAUAGGUUAUUGCAGAUUCUCUGCAUUACAUGAAAACAAGGGGCAGUUUUUCUUUAAAUUGCUAUCUGACAGGCCAAUACUGCCAAACCUGUAUCCCCUAUAAAUAAGGUUGAAGACUCUACAUUUGACAGUAGGCCUAUAUGUUUUUAAGGGAGUGUGACCGUUUUCUUCCCACUUGACACUGCAAGACUACGGCUGCAAGGUAAGGCUAGCUAUAUCUUUACGCCUUUGUGGCAAACUGAAUAGAGGACAUAAGAUAUCUCGGUGCAAGUCUCAUGUCUAUUCUCUCUGUUCCUCUUUUUCUAUAGUGGAUGAGAAGAGGAAAGCCAGGUCCACUCCUGCCAUUCUGUCAGAGAUUGUCAAGGAAGAGGGGUUGUUAGUUAACAAGAGCUCUGUCUUUCUCUCGUUCUGCUUUCUCUCUCUGCUCUUUUAGCCUUUUUGUAUUUGAACAGAAUCACCUGAGGUUGUGUCUGUCCCCCUGCCUGUCCUCUCUGCAGGCUGGCGCCCUACAGGGGCUGGCUCCCAGUGAUCUGCAGUCUCUGCUGCUCCAACUUCAUCUACUUCUACUGCUUCCACAGCCUGAGAGCCAGCUGGCUCCGGGGACACAAGUCAACUCCAAGCAGAGACCUGCUAAUGGGCACCGCUGCAGGUGUAGUGAACGUGCUUAUGACCACUCCGCUGUGGGUGGUCAACACACGGCUCAAGCUUCAGGGAGCAAAGUUCCGCAAUGCAGACCUCCGUCCCACUAACUACUCAGGCAUCAUGGAUGCCUUGGUGCAGAUCAUUGAGGAGGAAGGGGUGGGGGCCCUGUGGAACGGGACAUUCCCCUCUCUCCUGCUGGUGCUCAACCCGGCUGUCCAGUUCAUGAUCUAUGAGGGCUUGAAGAGGCAGAUGAGAAGCUUGGUUCACAGAGAGCUGUUGUCUCUUGAGGUCUUUCUGAUUGGUGCCAAAGCAGUGGCCACCACAGUCACAUACCCACUACAGACUGUACAGUCCAUCCUGAGGUUUGGUCAACACACGCAGCACACAGGCGGAUCGCCACUUGUCAACAGCCUGAGAAGUGUGAUGCACCUGCUGAUCAAUAGAGUGAGGAAGUAUGACAUGCUGGGCCUGUUCAAAGGCCUGGAAGCUAAACUCCUACAGACUGUCCUGACCGCUGCCCUCAUGUUCCUGCUCUACGAGAAGAUUGCCAGCAGCACUUUCAGGGUCAUGGGAGUGAAGAGGCCUGCGUCCAGCCACUAGCCUGUCUAAAUGGGUCCCCUACCAUCGAAGGAAUAUUUGGGAAGGAAUGGUGCCUUGAUCUAUGGAACCAUGGGGAUCCCUACAGCACAGAGAACAGUCCGCAACACAUUGCCAAAUCAACAGGGGUGCCUUCAGGCCAAGCUGACGUUAAAGAGGAGGAUUUUGAGGUGGAAAUCAUAAACAGCAGAGACCAACAGGAAAGACCAACAAUAAUUUUAGACGGUAAGUUGUUAGAGGUUUUAAUAUGAGAUGUUUGAAUUGCCUGGCUGGUGUAGUGCUAAAUCGCAUAGGUUUAACUGUAUGCUUUUGAUGACAUGCACAGUUAUAAGACACUGUGACCCUCUCUUAAUUGGUCAUCGUGGAGGUUGGACAUUGUUUUUCAUGAAUAGGUGGACAGGCAAUCGAAGCCGCAACUCGUAUGUGUAUUCUUCUUUUUGUAUUUUCUCUGUUGCUUCAGGAGAUGACGACUUAUUGGACAAUGGAAGAGAAGGGCCCUCCAAUGAGUAUCCAUCCUUUGAUUCCUUCCGCCAGGACAGGCCAGGGAGACGGGAUAAACAGGUACUGGAGAUGUCAACUACGGAUGUCUCCACAGGACACACUUUACGUUUCAUAUCCAUCGACGGAGUGGAGGAGGAAUAUGGCGAACAUGUAUUUCCCAUUGAGGACGAUGAGACGAACGAGUUCCUACCAGACGAUACCGAGCUGUUGCCCAACGAAGGACAAGAUGAACACAUCACAAAGCCAACGUAUGCAAAGAAGUCUUUAGCAAAGUCAAAAAGCAAAGCUGGAAAGACUGCUGGGAAGACUAAGACUUUCAGUUACUUUAAUAGGUUUAACUUGCACUCCCAUAGUAAAUCCGACACAAACAAGUUAAGUUGUGUGAUUUGUAAGAAGACUUUCUUGCGGCAGAACCAUCUGACGAUGCAUAUGAAAUCUCACAAAUCGCUGUACUGCAGUGUGUGUAAGAACUGUUAUCCUGGGAAAACUCAGCUCAAAAAACACAAGUGUGUUGCUCCCGAUGAUCUGGCCUCGAACAGCUCGAAGUACUUUUGCCAUUACUGCGGCAAGUCUUUCAGCUGUCCGUCAAGCCUGAGGAUACACCACCUGGUGCACACGGGAGAGAGACCCCACACGUGCACUGUCUGCGGGAGAGGAUUCACACAGAAGGGCAAUCUGAAAUGUCACAUGCGCCUUCACACUGGUGAGAAACCGUACAAAUGCCUCACAUGCGAAAUUGGUUUCACCCAGAAAGUAUACCUCACUCAGCACUUGGCCAAAGCUCACGGUCAAAAGGAAGAUAAUAAGAAAAAGAAGCAAGUGCACAAAUGUUCUAAGUGUCAGUUGUCUUUCGUCAAUCAGCAACUGCUCCAAACACACAUGACUGUUCAUAAAAAUAAAUGAAGUAUUUUUGGUUGAUUGCAAUACUCUUGACUUAAAGGGGCAAGCUGCAGUUGCUACAUCUAUUUUGGGACUUAGAAAUUAUGUACUCAUUUAUUGUUGAAGAAUAUAACUUAAUGCCUCAUGAGCUUAGUUGAAACUGUUGUACCCCAUCAGAACCCAACAUAAACAAAGUAAAUAAACACAUUUGUUAUUUAGCAGACGCUCUUAUCCAGAGCGACUUACAGGAGCAAUUAGGGUUAAGUGCCUUGAUCAAGGGCACAUCGACAGAUUUUUCACCUUGUCAGCUCUGGCAUUCGAUCCAGUGACCUUUCGUUUACUAGGGCAACACUCUUAACGACUAGGCUGCCACCCUAAAUAGCCUCAAAACAUGGAUAAAACUAUCAUUUUGAUGGUCAGUCCUUGCAUCGAUAGCUCUAUGAAUUUGAGUUGUUAGCCUACAUUUCUCCAGGCCCAGCCCUCAGCUUUUUACCGAAAAGGGUGGGGAGGCCUCUUAUCUGAACCGCUGAUUGCCCCUUUAAAGGAUUGUGUGACUGCUCUGCUCAAACUGGAGAACCAAAUAGUGUAUGUCAUACUUCACAAUAUUGGAGCUACCUUAACGUCACCUAGCGACCUUGUCAAGGGGUUUGGAUCUGGACGCUGGACCUGGGAGUCCGUCGGGAGACCCCCCCCCCCCAAAUACACUACAGUAUGUUGUAGGCUUUAUGUCCGAAUUCGCUACAACACUAACAUGUUAUGAUUUACCUACAAUAAAAGUAAAUUGAAGUUUUAUUUUGCAAAGAAUGUGGCGCAUGAGUAUUGCACAAUUCAUAAGUACUGUAAUGUUUACCUACCACUAGCCUGUUCUAUAUUUUAGGCUCAAAGAAUUAACCUGCCAAUGUUUGAUGGAAGAUGGCACUGUAUCUGCAUUGUCCUCUAUACGUUGGUACAAAUGACAUAAGAUAUCAUUAAAUGGAUGUUUUCAA